AUGGAGGAUUUAGAAAACCUUACCCCAGAUAAUGUUUUAUCUACUGAAGAUAUUGGCAUAGGAUAUCGCCAAAAUGGCUUAGGAAAUAAACCCAUAGAGUACCCGAUUAAGAGGGCAGAUGAUGUUAAGAAUGAAGGUUUACAUGUUUCUACUUCUUUGCCCAAUAUUAUAUUUGAUUAUAACCAAGAAGCAGGAGUUGAAUCACAAGAAGUUGUUGAGAAUACAUAUUUUGGGACACCUUCGCCAAAUGUCUGUCUUCUAUAUGAUACAAGUAAUAUAGAAGACUUUAAUGUUGAUAGCCAUCCUAAACUUGCUGGAGAAGAAUUAGUUAUUAAUCACUUCCAUAGGGAUCCUAAUGAAGAUUACUUGGAAAAUAUUAAUGAAUCCUUCUCUGGGCCUGACACGUUGAGAAGAAGACAAGAGAUUAUGAAUAAAGUCCAUCCGUUUGCAGUCAAAGUUUGGAAGGCUGCUUUAUAUAGAAAGGAGAGAUCGAUUCAACAAAUGGCAUAUCAAGACAUUCAUGAAACUGAAUUCAAAACUAAUUCGAAAAGUGUUACCUUUUUAAAUUUCCUGUGGUCCAUAGUUUUUGGGUUACCGUUAUUUUUAUUAUUUAUUGGAGGUGCCUUGAUAAUGCAAUUGCUUUAUUGUUUCAGUCCACUUGUUGUAUUGUAUAGAGAUAAAUAUUAUAGUACAGCAUUAUAUCUGCUUUAUCCUUUUGGGAAAGUAGUUUAUUUAGAGCGUAAUGAAUCUGAAUCAAAACCUAUAAUAAUAAUUGAACAGCCCUCAUAUGGAACAAUAACAUCUAUUCAGGACCAACAAAAUAAUCCAUCGAAGUUAAAAGUAAACUAUGGAGGAGAUUUAACAAAUUCUACAACUCAAAAAUUCAAAAGAUAUAAAGAAUUGAGUAUAUUUUAUUACUUACAUCGUUGUAUAUUUGACUUGAUCAUACAACCUGCCCUAAUCAUCAUCGCAUCAAUUCUAUGGAUGUUAGUUUUAACAAUACCCACCAGCAAAAUACUAUGGGGUUUGAGACAAAGAUUUAAAUAUGAUUAUUUGCUGUUACAUUAUGACACUCUAGAUGAUUUUAAUAGGAUCCUAGAACAAUCAGAUGACAGGAGCCAGAUUGAAUCUCUUUUCUGUACAUUUAAGGCAAGUGCGUUAAAUUAUUAUAAAUAUACAGUUGAUGGAAUUAAUAUUAUAGUAACUAAUUUAUUAGUUGUUGUUCUAUUGACAUUUGUUGACUACUAUAUAUUGCAUCGGUUGUUGGGUUAUGAGUCAGGAAUUAGUGGAAGAACCUUUAUAUUUGUACUUUGUUUACUGUCAAUUGUGACUCUGUCAUUUUACAUUGGUCAAGCUAUUGCUUCAAUCUCGACUCAAACAUCAAUGACACUUGGUGCAGUAUUUAAUGCAUUCUUCUCAUCAGUUGUCGAAGUGUAUCUUUACUGUGUAGCACUAAACUACAAUGAAGGAUUAUUGGUAGAAGGUUCAAUAAUUGGAUCAAUUUUAGGAGCCGUAUUACUGCUUCCAGGUUUAUCAAUGUGCAGUGGAGCUAUACCCAGAAAAAUACAGAGAUACAACCCAUCAAGUGCAGGAAUAACAUCUGCUCUUUUGAUUUUUUCAAGUAUUGUAACCUGUAUGCCAACAUUAACAUACAUAUUAUAUGGCGAAUAUCAAAUAGUAUGCACCAGUAAGGCGGUAAGAGAUAAUGAAAAGUGUCACUUUGUUUUGUCACCUCCAAUUUUUGAUGACUUCUUCAUUCAUGUAAUACAACCAAUAUCCCAAUUAAGUUCAUUCAUACUGUUUCUUGCAUACAUUACAGGUUUAUGGUUUACACUGAAGACGCAUGCAGUUUUGAUACUGCAGAACCAAGUUGUGAGGCACUCAAAGAGUAAUUUAUCAGAUGUCCUCCUAGGUCCCAUUGCUGUUGAUUCACAAGAUGCAAGCAGGGCAUUAAGUAAAGAUACUAAUUCUUGUGCCAAUUGGUCGAUGAAGAAAUCCAUUGCAAUUUUAUUAGGAUCAACUGUGUGUUAUACUCUUAUAUCUGAAAUACUCAUUGAAUGUCUUCAAUCUAUAUUAGAAGAUUUUUCAUCAUUAAAUCCCAAACUUUUGGGGUUAAUCGUCAUAGCAUUGGUUCCGAAUACUACCGAAUUUAUCAAUGCUAUAUCUUUUGCGUUAAAGGGCAAUAUUGCAUUAUCGAUGGAGAUUGGUAGUGCUUAUGUUUUACAAGUAUGUUUAUUACAGAUUCCAGCUUUAAUUUUAUUUUCCACUAUCAAGAUUUGGGUUAACAAAGAUGAGAAUAUUGUAGUCACCCAACAGUUAUUUCCAAUGGUAUUCCCACUAUGGGAUAUUAUGACACUUUUGACAAGUGUCAUUAUGUUUACCUAUCUUUUUGCUGAGGGGAACUCGAAUUAUUUUAAAGGAGUAAUAUUAGUACUACUUUAUUUCUUGUUAAUUUCAGGAUUUUAUGUGCAAAAUGUUCUUGGUCAAUGA
Vanderwaltozyma polyspora DSM 70294 is the source of this 2490-nucleotide messenger RNA. RefSeq lists its product as uncharacterized. The transcript has a single exon. Gene Ontology annotation, molecular function: calcium:proton antiporter activity. Gene Ontology annotation, cellular component: endomembrane system; membrane. The record is from RefSeq and is a predicted model, not a curated record. The coding region runs from base 1 to 2490 and encodes 829 amino acids. NCBI's taxonomy places the organism in Eukaryota, Fungi, Ascomycota, Saccharomycetes, Saccharomycetales, Saccharomycetaceae. Gene Ontology annotation, biological process: intracellular calcium ion homeostasis; calcium ion transmembrane transport.